GGCUGUCAAUGUUUUUAUCGUUCACCAGUUGGAGAAAAUCGGUUUGAAACUGAUAUCCUUUGUCUGUGCCGUUAUCGUACAGUUGUGUAAUAUAACACAAGAAGAUCUGAAGAAGACUACCAGACCCCCAUCAGACGAGGAAGAGGCUCGCCUCAUUGAACAGGAAGUGAAUAUGAGUGCAUCCUUUAAGAAGCUUCUGGAUUUGAGUUCGGGAGAUCACGCCGCUGGAAUGAAGCCUAUAACCUUUGUUAGACAGGUCAUCGCUGGAUGUUUGUAUCCGAGUGUCUUGCAGAGCGACGCUCUUCCUCCUGACGCUCGUCUCAGAGCUCAGACGUUACUCCAGCACUUUGAUGGAGGCAGUAUCGGUUCAUACACUGGGUCCUGUGGAUCGAUGUAUGUGAGAAACACUAUAGCGAAGUUCAUUUCGCUGCGGGACGGAGGAAUCCCAUCCACUCCAGAGCACGUCUUCAUCACUGUUGAAGCCCAGAGAGGUUUUAUGGUGAUGAUGCGACUGCUGUGUCAAUCAGAGGGCGUGUCUUCGGUUAUGAUCCCUGACCCCGCCCCUCACUCUCUGACACGCCUCCUGGAGUGGAUGGGCGUGGUUCCGGUGCCCUAUCGGCUUCAAGAACAGUGUGGGUGGAGUUUGGAGAGGGCGGAGCUUAACAGAGUAAUCAAGGCGUCGAGGGGGCGGAGCUCUCCGCGGGCAAUUUAUAUCAGUAACCCUGGCAACCCGACAGGGCAUGUCCAGUGCAGAGAGUCCAUCGAGGAUGUGAUUCGCUUCGCUGCCGACGAAGGCCUUUUCUUGCUGGUCAACGAGGUUUAUCAGAACACAGUUUUUGCGGACGGCUCUGAGUUCGUGUCCUAUAAACGCGUUCUGGCUGAGAUGGGAGACCCUUAUUCUGAGAGCGUUCAACUGGCCUCGCUUCACUCGCUCUCCAACGGCAUCAUGGGAGAGUGUGGUUUCAAGACGGGUUAUAUGGAGCUGGUGAACGUCGAUCGAGCUGUGAUGUUAUACGCUGAUACGCUUCUGACGGGAGAUUUGUGCCCUCCUGUGAUUGGUCAGAUUGCUCUCGAUGUCAUGGCUGAUCCGCCCCGUCCUGGAGAUCCUUCCUACGCUUUAUACACACAGGAGGUGGCGUCUAGGCUAAAGACUCUGAAGUGUAACGUUUCCAGGGCUGUGGAGUUCAUUAAUGGUCUUCCGGGAUUCAGCUGUCAGUCAAUUCAGAGCGGAGUCUUCAUCUAUCCGUACCUGACUCUUCCUCACUCAGCUGUGACACACUCACAGUCUUUAGGCUCGUUUUACAGCAGGAGGUUGUUGGAGGAUCAGGGUGUGUGUGUCGGGAUCAAUGAAGAUCACAAACACUCACGGAGCUGCAGCCAUUUCAAGUUGUGUGUGCUGAUGCCAUCAGACGAACUGGAGGAGGCUCUCCGUCGCCUUCGAUGUUUUCACUUUCAGUUCCUCAAGGAACACUGUAAAAUUACAUUCAGUGCAUCACAACAGAGUACUUAAAUAAGUGUAAUGCACAAAUCAGGGAUGUGAUUUUUCCGGAUUAAUCCAGAAUUCCGGAUUUUCCAACCUGAAAAUGUGACCUACGUGAAUCAUGCAGAUCUGUAAAAAAAACUCUGUAUAUUUUCCUGCUUUUUUGUCCUUAGCCAAUCACAUGCCUGACAAAUUCAUAAAGGCCUACUGAUGAAACUACGCAGGUAAUUCGUAUUAUGCAGCACAUUUUCAUGUGUUUUUUUUUUUUUAUCAUCAUAUUAUUAUAAAAUAGCAGCACAAACAUUCUGGGAUAUUUAUGGUGUUAGUUUGAUCAAAUCACACAAAUCAGUCUAAUUCAAUUAACAUUAUUCCAUCCUGUUAUUACUUAACCCUAACCCUAACUCAUUUUUUGUUUUUAAGAAGAGUGUAAAAGCAUUACUAAUAGAAAAAUAUAUUGCAUCUAUUUAGUAGGAAAAUGUGUUAUUUGAUUUAUGACUUUGGUGCUGCAAAGUAAAUGUGUGUUGUGUACCUCUUUGGAAUUGUAAUUUGAUUUAUGUUAAUAAGGGGCAGAUAUUAUAAGUUUAUCUCCUUUCUGCUCCUUUUCAUUUCUUUUUUUUUUUUUCAAAAGAAUGAAAUAAAAUAUAUAUGAAUACUU
Messenger RNA from Pimephales promelas (fathead minnow), 2135 nucleotides. The record is from RefSeq and is a predicted model, not a curated record. NCBI's taxonomy places the organism in Eukaryota, Metazoa, Chordata, Actinopteri, Cypriniformes, Leuciscidae.